AGACAGAGCCUCUCUGAAAAAUAACACAUAUCUGUGUUUCCUAGGAGUAAAUAUAAUCCAGAAAGAUGUCUCAGAGCCCAGAAGUUGUUGUCCCGAUGGCAGAUUGCAAUACAAAUGGUAUCCAGAUUCAGACAUGGAGCUCAACAAAAACCAGCACCGUUGCCUUUCGUAACAUCAGCUACAGAGUGAAGACGAAGAGUGGAUUUAUCGGCUGUCGAAAAAUACUUGAAAAAGAAAUUUUGAGAGAUAUCAAUGGAAUCAUGACGCCAGGACUGAAUGCAAUUCUGGGGCCGACAGGCAGUGGCAAAUCUUCAUUACUGGAUAUUUUAGCAGCACGGAAAGAUCCUCAUGGCUUAACUGGAGACGUUUUCAUCAACGGUGCCCCACAGCCUGACAAUUUUAAAUGCAUCUCUGGCUAUGUAGUACAGGAUGAUGUUGUGAUGGGGACGUUGACGGUGAGGGAAAACUUCCAGUUCUCAGCUGCACUCAGACUACCAAAAACAGUAAAAGCUCAUGAAAAAGAAGAGAGAAUCAACCAGAUCAUCAAAGAGCUGGGAUUGACAAAAGUGGCAGAUUCAAAGGUAAUGAAAUUAAAUCUCGCAGAGGAUGGCAUUCCGUAAAGACAGAGCUAGAAAUGGACCACCCUUCACUUACGUGAUGAUGUUAAGUGAUGCUUUUGCCAGA
Messenger RNA from Thamnophis sirtalis, 684 nucleotides. The record is from RefSeq and is a predicted model, not a curated record. NCBI's taxonomy places the organism in Eukaryota, Metazoa, Chordata, Lepidosauria, Squamata, Natricidae.